Molecule: messenger RNA, 855 nt
Organism: Cyclopterus lumpus (lumpfish)
Lineage: Eukaryota; Metazoa; Chordata; Actinopteri; Perciformes; Cyclopteridae
Product: protein shisa-2
Exons: 2
Coding region: 1-855 (284 amino acids)
Source: RefSeq, a predicted model, not a curated record
AUGUGGGGAGGAGGUUUCCCGAUGUCCGUCACCGCGAUUGUGACUCUACUCCUGGUUAUUAUCGACGUGAAAGCCAGUGGGGAGUAUUGCCACGGUUGGCACGACUCCCAGGGCGCGUGGAAAGAAGGCUUCCAGUGUCCGGAGAAGAUCGACGGUGAGGACGCGAUCAUCUGCUGCGGGAAAUGCGAGCUGCGCUACUGCUGCUCCAGCACCGAGGCACGGCUGGAUCAAGGGAGCUGCGAUAACGACCGGCAGGCUAAGGAGCCCGGCACAGAGAGCAAGGAGAACAAGGACUCCGGUGCAGUGCCCAUCUACGUGCCGUUCCUGAUUGUGGGCUCUGUGUUUGUAGCGUUCAUCCUGGUGGGCUCGGUGGUCGCCGUGUGCUGCUGCCGCUGCCUCCGCCCCAAACAGGAACUGUCAUCAGGAGGUGGUCCAGGCGGUGGCCGUCUCCUGGAAACCAUCCCGAUGAUGUCCAGUGUGGGGACCUCCAGGGGUUCAUCGUCGCGCCAGUCUAGUACAGCCACCUCUUCCAGCUCCUCUGCCCCGCCCGCUGCCCCCCGCCCUGCUCCCCCAGUUCUCAUGCGGGCUCAGGCCUCCUGCUGCUUGCCCCCUGAUGCCAGCGUCUUCGUCAACAUGCCCACUAACUUCUCCGUACUCAACUGCCAGCAGGCCACGCAAAUCAUGCCUCACCAGGGACAGUUUCUUCACCCGCAAUACAUCAGCUACGCCCACCCUGGCCCAACCUACCUGGACCCCACUCAGGGAGGAUACAGACCUCUCCAGUCUCCCUGCCCCCCUCCCGCCGGUGGGUCCAGUGUCAUUGGUGACCAGAAAUACCCGGCAGUGACUGUAUGA